AAUCCCAAAACACUAAACAGGUGGUCCUACUCCGCCACACAGAGCCUGCCGCCGUGAUGAAACGGAACGGGUACUGAUUUUAACUCACUUCUGAUCCCCCAAGGUGCAGAACCAAAGAUUAUUAAUGGUCUGGACAUCAAAGUGCGGGAACCUUUGAUCCAGAGUUUCCCUUAGAAACGGGAAGGUCUAAGGAGAGUGGAAACUAUGAAAGUGACGGUGUGUUUUGGAAGAACUCGGGUCGUGGUUCCGUGCGGAGACGGCAACGUUAAAGUGCACACGCUCAUUCAGCAGGCCGCUGUGCGGUACAGGAGAGCCAUCGCCAAGGGUGAAGAGUACUGGGUGCAGGUGUACAGGCUGGAACAUGGUGAUGGAGGAAUUCUGGAUCUGGAUGAUGUUCUGUCUGAUGUGGCAGACGACAAAGACAGAUUGGUGGCGGUGUAUGAGGAACAGGAGCCGCAUGUCGGUGGUGAUGGCACCAGCGCGAGCUCCACAGGCACACAGUCACCUGAGCUCUUCUCUGGAGAGCAUUCCACCUCCACCCCACUGUCUGCCUUCCAGCCAUACCUGCCUCACAGCGAGAUAGAGGUCACCACCUCCACGCUCAGAACCAACAUGCCUUUGCACGUUCGUCGGAGUAGUGAUCCAGCGUUGUUGAACCUGACGGCGAUGUCAUUCUCUGAGCAGGGCUCACAACCCAAAGAACCUUCCAGGAAAAACCCCACACGCUGGUCCACUACCGCUGGCUUCCUGAAACCACGUUUCUCCACUGGCACCAACAGUCUGGAGAGAAAGGGGCGAGGUGUAGACACAUACCGUAGUCUUCCUCGUGAUGCUGGGCAGUGGAACAAUCAGAGAGAGUUUCAGCGUGAGACAGCUCGUUCUUCACUCAGCGCCAAUCAUCCAAUGGUGGACUGCUGGCUGGACCGACAGGAACAGGAAGAAGAGGAGAAUGGCAGGAUAGAACCGGUGGGACGUGCAGAUACGUGUUUAGAACACAUGGGAGUGAGAUCACUAGAUGAUAUUGUGAAACUGGUGGAAGUGUCUAAUGAUGGAGGUCCACUCGGCAUCCACGUGGUGCCCUUUAGCGGCCGUGAUCGCAGGACGCUGGGUCUGCUGGUGAAGCGAUUGGAGCGUGGAGGAAAGGCUGACGUUCAGGGUUUGUUUCAGGAAAAUGACUGCAUCAUUCGGAUCAAUAAUGGAGACCUACGGAACGUCCGCUUUGAGCAAGCUCAGAACAUGUUUCGUCAGGCAAUGCGUUCUCCUGUCAUCCUGUUCCAUGUGGUCCCAUCCUCUAUGAGAUCCCAGUACGAACAGAUAUCCCAUAAUGAAAACAACCCCAGGAUGAACUUUGACCUUUCUGGACGCUUCAGCCCAGACUCCCUCAUUAACGAGCCAGUUGGCAACACUCUAGUGGAUCACGCAGCUCACCGACUGGCACAGCACAGGCCACUCCCACCUAAUAACCAAUCAGAUAUCAGUUCUUCCCUUCAUCAUCCUAUUGGUUCAGCAGGGAAACCUCCAUCAGGCCACACCUCCUCUCCCCAAAGAGGCUUAAGCCCCACCCCCAUAACAGGCUUCACUAAAAAGGUCGGGCGGAGACAAGGAAUCCAGCUUAGAAAAGGGCCAGAAGGUCUCGGGUUCAGCAUCACAUCAAGAGAUGUCCCCUUAGGAGGCUCCGCCCCUAUUUACGUGAAGAAUAUCCUGCCAAGAGGAGCAGCCAUACAGGACGGGCGACUGAAAGCAGGGGACAGGUUGUUAGAGGUCAAUGGGGUGGAUCUGAAUGGCCGUGUUCAGGAGGAGGUGGUUUCUUUGCUGAGGGCGACGCCCAUGGGCGGGACUGUGAGUCUGCUGGUGCUGAGACAGGAAGAGGCCUUUCUACCCAGAGAGAUGAACACAGAACAGGCAAUGCAGAACACACGAGAAUGGAAGGUAGAAGAGGAGGAGUUGGUCUUAACCCCAGACGGUACUCGUGAGUUCCUGACGUUGGAAGUGCCUCUGAAUGACUCCGGCUCAGCAGGUUUGGGAGUCAGUGUCAAGGGUAACAGGUCAAAGGAGAGCCACGCUGACCUGGGCAUCUUUGUCAAGUCUAUUAUCAAUGGAGGAGCAGCAUGCAAGGAUGGCAGACUGCGAAUCAAUGAUCAGCUCAUCGCAGUCAAUGGGGAGUCGUUGAUAGGGAAAACCAACCAGGAUGCCAUGGAAACGCUGCGUAAGUCCAUGUCAACAGAGGGCAACAAGCGAGGGAUGAUUCAGCUGAUCGUGGCAAGAAAAAUCAACAAACGUCUUGAGGGUGAGAGCCGAUGUAGUCCACAUGGAUUAGAGCGGACUCUAAGUCCAUCUCCUGACGACCACGAGCGACGGAUCUCACACUCGCUAUAUGGCAUUGAGGGGCUCGAUGACAACCUAAGACCACAAUGCAACACGAAUAACUGCAAAAUGAAUCAUUAUCAGCUCUCGCCAACGGUUAACAUGCCUCAGGAUGACACGGUCAUAAUUGAAGACGAUAGGCCGUGUGUUCUCCCCUCCCACUUGUCUGAAUCCUCAUCCAGCUCUCAUGAUGACAUGGGUUUCGCUGUGGAGACGCCACCGCCGCCACCCUGGGACCAAGAGCUUCUCGCUAGCGCUCCCAUUGCCAAUGAUGAGGGGGCGUUUCAGAGGGAAGGUUUUGGCAGGCAAAGCAUGUCUGAGAAACGCACCAAGCAGUAUGGAGACGCAAGCCAACUUGACAUCAACAAGACCCGCAAGUCCAAGAGCAUGGAUCUAGUGGCUGAGAUUAACCUCACACAAUGCACUGAGAACCACACAGGCUCUUCCUCACAUGAUGUGGGCCCAUCUCUCGGCCUAAAGAAGUCCAGCUCUCUGGAGAGUUUACAGACUGCCGUUGCUGAGGUAACGCUUGACGGCGACCUCCCUUUCCACCGGCCACGCCCACGCAUCAUAAGGGGGCGGGGGUGCAACGAGAGCUUCCGAGCUGCAAUUGACAAGUCCUACGACAGGCCAGCAGCAAAUGAGGAUGAAGAGGAGGGCAUGGAAACAUUGGAGGAGGACACUGAGGGAAGCUCUCGGUCAGGGCGGGAUUCUGUUUCUACGGUAGCUGACUUAACUCCACUUCCCAUCACUGAUCAACAGCUGGUCAAUGGCAACCAGCCUCAAAACGACAAGAAGAAAGAAAAAGCAGGAAAAGACAAAAAGAAGCCUGAGAAAGAAAAGAGUAAAACAAAGAAAGGAAUGCUCAAGGGCCUCGGAGAGAUGUUCAGGUUCGGGAAGUACCGUAAAGAUGAGCGUUUGGAUGGUGGAAAGUGGAAGGUGGAGGAAACGCAGGCAUCUGAGGAGGAGACACGCCGAAUGAGACAAGAACAAGAGAGAAUUCAGGCUAAAACGCGGGAGAUUCGUCAGCGUCAGGCCAGAGAAAGAGAUUACGCUGAAAUCCAGGACUUCAGCCGGUCCACUCUGACCUCGCUUCCUGCCGAGGAGCCACUGUACGCCGGCAUCGGCUCGCUGGAACGUGGCGGGUACCAUCGUAUCCGCACGCCUCCAGACUCGCCAUAUACACAAAAACAGAAUGGCCGAAAUGGGCACCCCUCUACAUCAGACAGGCUAGUGCCGAGCAACCACGACCGAAUCCAGCGCUUACGGCAGGAGUUCCACCAGAUCAGACAGGACGAAGCGGAGCCAGACAAUCGCCACCACACCUACAGCCUGGAGCAGCCUUGGUCAAACUGCAGCUCACAUACCUCAUCUGGCCGUCAUUCAGUAUCUGUGGAGGUGCAGUUACAGAGACAGGAAGCAAGAGAUGCUUUCACACAGGCUCAGAGACAGUACAGCUCUCUACCACGCCAUCCUCGUAAGACCCCCACUCCAGCUUCAGAGAGCGAAUGGGAGAGAACAUGUCCACCUGGCGACAGAUCCCAGGCAGCUAAAGACAGCGGCCGUUACUCCAGCUACCAGGGCCCUCGUUCCUUCCCGCGCACCGUUCCCCUUUCUGGCUGCAGGAAUGGCCUAUCUGCUCAACCUGGAUCUGGCUGUACUACAGUGGGUGGCGGCUACAAUGCUCGCGUCCUAUUGGAGGCCCAGGAGCUCCUCAGACAGGAACAGAGACGCAGAGACCAGGAAAUGAAAGGAAGAGGCCCAUCAGUCCAUGUGGACUACGAAUCCCAGGAUUCUAAAGGACCCCUUAGACAGGAUGUCCCGCCCUCCCCUUCCCAGGUUGUUAGACUCGGCCGCAUACACACACCUGAGAAAUCAUGCCCCUUUUUGUCAUGAGAUAAAAAAAAAGAGGGAAAUUCAUUCACCAUGGACUCUAUUCAGAAAAACGGAAUGGUGGACAAGAUUGUUGUGUGUGACCGCUGAUAUACAAACAUUUGUUAGUCUGGUAGUUGUACACAGACUCCGCCUACCUGAGUGCCUUUUGAUUAUGAGGUCACUGCGGUCCCGCCCUAUCCAAUAGCUCAUUGGUGCAUCCAGUGGUGCUCUUGAUUCGCUGUGAAUACCUUCAUGCUCUGACAAUCAGCCUGAAACAAAUUGACUUUUGCUCCUCUGUUGAACCAUGUAGAACCAUGUCAGUCAAAAUAAGCAGUUUUCCUUGCUAUGGUGAAGUAGAGCUUUUUGUCAGAUUUGUCAGAUUAAUUUUUAAAUGUCAAGUAAAAGUUGUCAGUUAAAUUUGUAUUUGAUGUGGUUACGUUCAGAGAAAUAAUUCGCCCAAGAAUUAAAAUUCUGAUGUAAUUUAUUCAUCCUCAUGUAAUUCCAAUCUGGUUUGAUUGUCUUCUGUGCAACACAAAUGGAGAUCUUUCACACUACCCUUUUCCAUAAAAAAAAAAAAACGCAUUGACCAGGAACUGCUCCAAAAAUGAAAAGAAAAGCACCAUAAAAGUAGUCCAAAUGGCUUGAUUUGUGCAGAAGUAGGUUUUACUAGUUUGGAACGGCAAGAGGGUGAAUAAAUGAUGGCAGAAUUUUUAUUUCACGUAUGUUUAGAGUGAAAGUUGACAGGCAGGACAGAGAACAUUUUAAAAAAUGAGCGAGAAAAAUGAAACAAAAUGGGGUCACAGAUAGCAGGUCAUUAAUUGAUGCUCCUCAUUAAAUUUUCAGAGUGCUUUCACACACAGACAGAAUACAUGACCCACUGCUGCCUGCCAGGUGUGUGUGUGAGAGUUACUGCUGUCCCAGAUGACCCACACUGAAUUUUUCAUCACACACCAGCUGCUCCUGUAUUGACAGGCCACAGUGCUAUGUGAAAGUUCAGGCACAGAAAUCGUCUUCCCCAUUGCCCCUAAACACACACACAGGCUAUGUUCUGAAUAGCAUACUACAGUACCAUAUUACUAUUUGUAUAGUGUAUUUACAGAGACUGUUUGGGCCACUUCUAUUAAAAUGAAUGGGAGAAAUUAAAAUGGCCAGUGGAAGUAGAAAAGGAAGUCCCGUCUUGCAGGUAAAAGAGCCAAUCACCUUUUAGAUACAGACAUCGCUUGUCAAUCAGUUCGAGAACGCGCAUGCACAUUAGCUGUACAAGUCGGGAAAAUUGCAUUUUUUAGCAUAAUCUGAGGUAAAGAAGCACAAUUUAUGAUACCAGUGUUGUCAGAUUUUACUGACUUGACCAACCGUUUUGGAGAUAUCGGUCUUUCCCCAUUCAAGUAGAUAAGAGUUGCACUGUCAUGCCGCUUGUUUACAGAAAAAUAGCUCAAUAUCCUGCCUGAGAGCUUUCCAAAGAUGGCCGCGAGUGAACUGACUUGCUAAAAAGACUUUGGUAUAUAGUAUGAAUUAGGGAUGAACCCAUAAAAAAAAAAUUGUCUGCCGAUACUGAUAGUUUGGUGAAUUUGCUUAUUUCAUGCUACCUGUUUUCAGGUUACUGAUAAUUAAUUUAAACACAACUUCAAAAGAAAUAAUAAUUUCUUUAUGUCUCUACGUGUCUUCCAUGUUUCAGAGGAACUGGUCCUGGUUACAAUUAAAAAGUACAUUAAUAACUCACAUUAACAUUCUUAACUCAAAUUAACUGAAUUCCUAAUAGCCUUUGUUUAGGCUCACAUUAAAUUGAUAAGAUUUCUAAAUGUUUUGAAUGUUCUUAACUUAUGUUUGUCCCAUUUUAGCUGAAGCAGCCUCCGCUUUAGCUUUAACAAACUUGUUAUAUUACUUGCUGUGUCGAGUUUUAAAGAUGCACUCAGUAAUUUUUUCCUCAUUAAGAGGUUUUACUCUUAAGAUAUGAAGUGUCAUUUUUAAACAUGUAUAAAGUCAUGAGCGCUCACAUGAGAUGAAGGCACUAGUCAUAUCAGUAACAUUAUAAAAGCUGUUUAAAUCUUCACGGAGAAGGUCCCCUCAUGGGUGCUGCCAUGUUAGGAUCACAUGACCAGCCCCAUACAACUCGCUUUAUCUCAGUAACCACCCUGUUAUUGGACACUUUCACUCAUGGAUUAAAGUAAUCAUGGCUGACUGUGAAUACUAAAUUUCUACAAUGGCAUCUGUAACUGAAAUCUAUUGAUUUUCAAUGAUGCUGCAUCCACUCCACUAGGUGUCACUGUAAGUCCAAGAUGACUAACAAAAAAGUUACUGAGUGCAAAAUUUGAGUAAUUAAUUAGUUGUGUUAAAAGUUUUAACGGUAGUUCCACCUCGCAAAGUUUUAGCAGCGCAAAGCUUACAACUCUGCUGUCAUUCUCACCCAAUUCAAAGUAGUCGCACAAGAGAGAUUUUUUUACACUGCAUGAGUUUUAGUCUAUUUUUCCGCCGAUAAUACAGAUAGUUGCUUUUAUCAACUGAUACCCAUGAUUGGCCGAUACAAUUGUGCAUCUCUAGUAUGAAUACUGUCCACAUUUUCUGUAUGCAUGGAAUGACCAGAUGACCAAUUUAUGAAAUAUUGAUAAGAAUUGUUUUUUUCAUGAUCAGGACAGGAAGUAACAUCAGAUGUUAAUUUUAACAUAGACUCAAUUUAAAUAUUUUAACUUUUUUUAUGCAAAAUUGGAUUAAAAAUGCAAAAUAACUUUUUAAUUUUUUUUUUUUUUUUACUAAACAACUGGAAGCCACUCACUGAAAUAGUUCAGUGCAAUACAAACGUGAAUGUAAUGCUGUUUAGUACUGAAUAUUACAUUCUCCACUUACUAUUUUAUUUUUACAUUUCUUUAUACUUAAAACAAAUACUUGAAAAAUCAGUAUUCAGUGUAUGCUGCACAUAGUAUUUCAUUCCAAAAAUAGCCAGCACACACAUCUCCCUCUGGAUCACACUUUAGAUAAACAAUUUAGACGGAUGGAUAGAUUUAUGGAUCUUAUUGAUCAUUAUUAAGUUGAAAGUCUUUAACAGACUAACGAGCUGAACCAUUCAUGCAGCUGAACACUUUGUACUGAUCGUCUCACUCUAACUCUGCUGGAGCUGCAAGCCAGGCCCCACCCAUAUAUUAGCUCCGCCCCUGACAGCUGCUGAGAUGGUAAAUCUGCAAUACAGUGUCAGUGAUGCAUUUUAGAUCACGAACUAGAACUUUGAGUUCUGUAGAGAUGAAAGUUCUGGGCUUUGAAUCAAGAGCUCCUGUUGAGCUGAUACCCUCAGACUGUAGUGUAACAUGCUAGGUCAAUGGUCUGUGUGUGUGUGUGUGUGUGUGCGUGUGUGUGUGCGGGGGUAGCGCCAUAUGAGCCAGCCGAUACUCGUUUGACACAUAACAGUGUGACACAUGGUGCGAAACACACUCUACUGCCCAGGCACAGAUGGUUGGUUGUGUUUUGUGUGUAUGAGUUUGUGUGUAUAUGUGCUGGUAUCAAGAUGAAAAUAUGAAAAGCCUCAUUAUAACACAUUUGACUCCAAACAAUCAGACACUUUUAUUUCUAAUUGGAUCCUUUGUUCCACCAUAUCCUGUUUGGAAUUGUUCUUAUUUUUGUGACACUUGAAAGAUCAGGAAACACUGUCAGGCCUGGUCAGCCUGUUUUGUAUGUUUGCCUUCUUUUAACCCUUUUUUAACUGAAUGAAACCUCUUUUGCACCUUUAUAAAUGUCAAAUUUCCAGAUAUUAACCACAAAGUAAUAAAUACAAUGAAGUAUUAAAUACAUGAAGGCUUUGGCACAUGGACAGAUUAUUUUAUUUAUGUGUGUAUCAUAGCAACCAUCUCCAUAUGCCAUUAUGGUUUGUUUUAAAAGGUCAAGGGUCAUAAAUGAUCAUAGAUAUGUAGUUUCUGACAGAUUCUGAUGGAUCAAUGUUAGAUUUUCUAUUUUCUAUCAGUUAGUUUGUUUACAGGACUUUGUACAGUUUAUGUUUCUGCCAUUGUGCAUCAUGUUUCUGUGAUUUAUUUUUUGUUGUUGUUGUUGUUGUUUAUAUGCUGUUCCGAAUUUUGUGAUGUUUAAAAACAGCAGCUGUUUUGACUGUACAAAACUCUUGUAAAAUAAAGGAAGGGAUGCUCUUCUGUUUUCCAUA
Molecule: messenger RNA, 8377 nt
Organism: Myxocyprinus asiaticus (Chinese sucker)
Lineage: Eukaryota; Metazoa; Chordata; Actinopteri; Cypriniformes; Catostomidae
Product: partitioning defective 3 homolog
Exons: 25
Coding region: 205-4260 (1351 amino acids)
Biological process (GO): cell adhesion; establishment of cell polarity; microtubule cytoskeleton organization
Cellular component (GO): adherens junction; cell cortex; apical junction complex
Molecular function (GO): phosphatidylinositol binding; protein binding
Source: RefSeq, a predicted model, not a curated record